GCUUAAGGGAAGAAUCGUGGUAGUUAGUAGUACUUUUGUCACACACACUCUCAUGCUUUUGUUCAUGUUUUGAUGAUCUCCACAGACAGGGAGGAAUUUGUGUGCUGAGUGUGGGGAGGGAGUUCUCUCCACCACAGACAAAAAGCCGAUCAUUACUCUUGUUCCACCUUUUCUUUCAUUCUCCUUGGCCCCUUCGGUAAGGAUUGACGGUGGAAUGCAGUCUCGGAUGUGGGAGGUGCAGGAACUCCCAUCGAAUUUCAUGUACGGAGGCCGGACGUGCCUACGCCACCUGCAGACGGUUGAUCCUCACAGUUGAGGGUUGGAAGAGACUGGGACCCAUGGGAUUUGGAUGUUUGGCUGACGGCGAUAGAAUCAUUCGAGAAUACGACCAGGGAUAUAUGGUCGUCAUUGGCUUGUAGCGAUGUCCAGGGGUUGGGGGGUCCUCAGGGCGCCAUUUUUGAGAUUUUGAGGCAUUGGAGAUGAAACGGGGUGGAUCGCCAGCCAGCGCAUCAUUGUCAUCAUCAUGAUAUUAUUGCGUAGCCAUCAAGCAGAGCCAAAGGACGUUACUGGUCUAAUAGGUGCAGCAGGAAAGCCAAAGGCGGACUGAAAAAGAAAAGAAGGGAGGGAUCGUUUGCGGUCAUGGAUGGCUUUUGGUCUCCAGCCACGCCGUCAAUCAGCUUUGGAACCUCCCCACCUGGAUUACCCCGCAGAAACAUCCACCUCAGCUUCUAUCAUAUACCGAUGGGUGUCAUCCUCCAUCGGGGAGUACGUGGAAGUAGUCCUGAUGACGAACGAUCCUGGUUUUACCAUUUUCGGGUCAUAAUAGGAGUGACGUGAGUAGAAACAAUACUACCUCAGUACCGAUCUGACUGCUACCGGUCAAUCUCCACACAACCGCAGAAGGGGUAACAAACCGAUACUGCUAAGACGGUAUCUAGUGGAUUCCGCAACUGAGUCGAGCGAAUGCUCGGAAUCCAGGGCUGAGACUAUGAUCUGUCACGGGCCAAUGGCCGACCGCAGUCCGGACUGUGUGUAACUGCAGACAUGCAGACAGCCUGCCUCGCUUACCAGCGGAACCCCAGUCAGUUUAGCACCAGACGCACCACUCUUUGAGAUGAAUCCGGGCUUCUAGCGUCCCUGUCCCGGAUCGAAUGAUGUAUCUCAUGGGGGGGCGAAGGGGAGUCAAGUGAGCAGCUUAUCCGCUGGGUCUGGGGGAGCUUGAUCCAUGGUAC
This is a messenger RNA of Aspergillus welwitschiae, 1232 nucleotides long. RefSeq lists its product as uncharacterized. Lineage: Eukaryota; Fungi; Ascomycota; Eurotiomycetes; Eurotiales; Aspergillaceae. The transcript is spliced from 2 exons. Bases 640 to 837 code for a protein of 65 amino acids. The record is from RefSeq and is a predicted model, not a curated record.